AUGGCAUCUCAAGACCACCAUGGUAUCAAAAAAGUAAUAGUAAUAGGCACAGGCCCAACAGGCCUCCUCCUCUCCCUCCUCCUCGCCCGCCACUCCAUCCCCGUCCUCCUCCUCGACAAAUCCGCCUCCCUCGACACCCAGCCCCGCGCAACCCACUACGCCGCCCCCGCCAACCGCGUCCUCUCCCGCGCGAACCUCCUCGCCCGCGUCAGGCAGCACGGCAUCGAAGUAGGCGGCGCCCGCUGGCGCAAACCAGACGGCACCGUCCUCGCCAAGAUCGAGAACAGCAGGCUCGGCGCGGAGAACCCGGACCGGAUCUCGUGUCUGCCGUUGAACGCGCUGUGUAAGAUGGCGCUGGGGGAUCUCGAAAAGGAGCCGGCGGCGGAGGUGAGGUGGGGGUGCGAGGUUGAGGGGAUCCGGGAGGAGGAGAGCCGGGGGAGGGCGGUGGUUGUUGUGAAGACGGAGGAGGGGGCCGAGGAGCUGGAGGCUGAUUAUGUUGUUGGGUGCGAUGGUGCGAACAGCAUUAUCCGGAGACGGCUGUUUGGGGACGAGUUCCCUGGGUAUACGUGGGACUUGCAAAUUAUUGCCACAAACGUGAGUGAAAACUCCAUUUCCUUCCCCACAGAGAGGCCAGCGGCAGAAAGGCAAACAGCCCCAGAAGCGAAUAGGAUGCUAAACACACAGAAACAAAAGGUCUACUACGACUUUGAAAAGUACGGCUGGAGAGACUCCAACUUUGUCAUCCACCCAACGGACUACUUCAUGGCCGCCAAGAUCCAAGACGACGGCCUCUGGCGCGUCAGCUACGGCGAGGUCCCCGGCCUCAGCCACGACGAGUACCGCGCCCGCCAGCCCGCGAAAUACGAAACCAUGCUGCCCGGGAACCCAAAGGCCGACGACUACCGGAUCGUCAACUUUAGCCCCUACAAGGUACACCAGCGUCUCGCGCCGCGGAUGCGCGUGGGGAGGUUCAUCUUGGCCGGGGAUGCUGCGCACCUGUGUAACCCGUUCGGCGGCAUGGGCCUCACGGGUGGCAUCGUCGACGUAGGCGACCUCUUCGACUGUCUAGCAGGCAUCCACGACGGCCGAGCCGACGACGACAUACUCGACAAGUACGACCGCUACCGACGAGAAAAGUUCAACCAGUUCACGAAUCCGGUCUCCGAGGCGAACCUCAAGAGGAUGGCCUCGGACCCGGACAAGGUCGAGGCCAACGACCCAGGGAUUGUCGCCAUGCGUGAGGCGGACAAGGCUGACGAGGCUGCCGUCACGUUCCAACUGGGUAUACUGGGGCUUGCCCAUGAUAUGACGCAGUAUUAUAAGAAAUAG
This is a messenger RNA of Colletotrichum abscissum, 1329 nucleotides long. Its product is annotated as FAD binding domain-containing protein. Gene Ontology annotation, biological process: 3-(3-hydroxy)phenylpropionate catabolic process. NCBI's taxonomy places the organism in Eukaryota, Fungi, Ascomycota, Sordariomycetes, Glomerellales, Glomerellaceae. The record is from RefSeq and is a predicted model, not a curated record. The transcript has 4 exons. Gene Ontology annotation, molecular function: 3-(3-hydroxyphenyl)propionate hydroxylase activity; FAD binding. Bases 1 to 1329 code for a protein of 442 amino acids.